UUUGCCGGCAGAACUUGCCUCCACCCUGUAUACCCGAUGUCACGAUGCGACUGCGAAGGCGUGUUCUACAGGGUGUUCUGCGUCAGUCUGCUGGUCACCGCCUUCACGUUCACCGUCAUUCUGACACACGUUUUCGUUGACAUUGACAACUUACUCAGCAAGAGGGAGAGAGAAUCAACAGAGAACGUAGGAGUAAUAGAACACGUCACAGAUAAUAAUGAAGCUACGACAGAUAUACCGGACUAUUACAUUGGAGUUGACAACGACGGGGGACGCUACAGAAAAAAGAGGUCUUUAGACUCCGACAAUUACUUCCUUAGAAUAAACAGUCCAAAAACCAAAAGCUAUCUAACUAACAAGCUAGCCACAUUACUAGAGGUGUUAGACGAUGAAGAUUCAGACAUAACAACGCCGAAACCAGAUAAUGGCAACAUUUACAUCAAAACAGUAAAACAAAAGAAUAAUAUAGAAAUUAAUAACCUACAAUCGGAAAAACAGAGGGGUGAAGAUAUCGUAUAUUUGGCGUUACAUAAAAUGUUGCAAGGAAUCGGACAUGUAAAUAUGUAUGAAUUGAUUGAAAAAAUUAAGGCGCUGGUUAGGAAUUUCAAGCGUGGAGACGGUCAGAAAGAUAAUGAACAUGCAGAGACUAAUGGAGAAUUUUACUCAGAAACUACACCAAAAGAAAUAAUCGUGAAUGAGCAGCAAAAUCUGGUUAAUGAAAUGAAAUACAAAUUUAAUAAGGCACUACGGGGUGUAAAUGCCUUCGAUACUACAGAGGCUGACAACGAAACAGGAACUAAAACUUCGAGACAUAGUAAACAUCCAGCAUAUAUAUUAGUCGAUAUAAAACAAGACGAUAAAAAGGAGGCGAGUUCAAAUGGAGGUUUUCAAGGCAUCAUCAAAUUUAUAUACAAUGGAAAACCAAUUAAAAUCAGAAGCGAAGACAGUUCUGAACCAACAACAACAACUCCUGUAACAACAACUACAACAACAACAACAAUGAAAACGAAUAAGAAAACGGUACAAAACACAAUAAAAAAUGACGUCGAAGAUUUCGCUGGUGUCUUAAAAAAUACGUUUAAAAAUAGACACCUGCCAGAUAACUACUUAAAAACAAUUACAAUGGAGUAUCUUAAAAAGUUUGAAAAAUCUAACGACACUAUGUCAGCGAUUGAAAAGAAAAAAAUACGAAUAAAAAGAAACGUAGAAUCUUAUGAGAAAAAAACUGAAUCACCACACGGUCACACAAAGGACGAUGAUGAACUUUUUGUAGAAAUAGAAACGCACUUCGAUAAGAGUGGACUAAAAGGAGAGAAAAAACGAAAGUUAGUAAUGAGUCUUAUCGAAAAAAUACAGAACGCUAUUCAUUCAAGUCGUGAAAAUACGCCAAUCACGCACGCCAAUAAGCAAGAUGUCAGGAAUCAACGUGAACCGUUAUUAAAAAGAAUCCAAACUCCACUUGGUCAUGAAACGGUAACAAGCCUUCCGGUUCAACCUAUCGCAAGUCACUCAAGUAUAUAUAGGGCUGUGGAUCCUAUUAGCAAAUCUACGCCACUAGUAGACCCACUUGUAGCUGAUCAAAACGGUGAAACAUGGAAAAAACAUUAUACUAAACCAAAAUUCCUUAGUAGUUCAAAAUCUAUAAAUUCGGCUGAAUUAAAUCAAGUAGUGGUUGAUUAUACAAAAGAUAUCAGAUAUCCCGCAGUUGGUAAAAGGAUCCAACUUCCUUUAUCGAUAGAUUCGAGUCCAGAAAAUAUAAAUGUAGAUGACCUUGGUAAAUUACAGCUUCUUUUUAAAGACAUAGAAGGCACAGGGUUCUCUAUUGGCUAUAAUCAGUAUGUAGAUCAGGUACCAGAUCCAGAAAGUAUUAAAUUAUUCCACGGAAUUGAAAAUAUAGUAAAAAAGUAUUACCAGAAGAAUGAUAAUCUUGACCAAGGAGACCACGAGGGUGACUACGAAAUAUAUGGACAGGAAUUGAAAAAACGUGAGGUCAACAAUCAUGAGGCACCUCUACGAACAAAAAGAUUUGUUAUGAACAGACAAAAUAUUAGACAGUCUGUUAAAAAAGUUAACGACAACCAUUACCGAUCUUUCAAUACCUAUAAAGAGAUACAUGAUAUUUAUAAAAGAAACAGAAAAUUAUACACAAAAGACGACAACUAUGCCAACUACGACUACAACAACUACUACUACUAUAAAACCGACGACAACGGCGACGACUAUCAAAGAGGAAAAACAUUCUACUCCCACCACAACGACUGUUGA
Molecule: messenger RNA, 2265 nt
Organism: Cydia fagiglandana
Lineage: Eukaryota; Metazoa; Arthropoda; Insecta; Lepidoptera; Tortricidae
Exons: 7
Coding region: 37-2265 (742 amino acids)
Source: RefSeq, a predicted model, not a curated record